Messenger RNA from Caenorhabditis briggsae, 555 nucleotides. The record is from RefSeq and is a predicted model, not a curated record. Bases 1 to 555 code for a protein of 184 amino acids. The transcript is spliced from 5 exons. Lineage: Eukaryota; Metazoa; Nematoda; Chromadorea; Rhabditida; Rhabditidae.
AUGAUCUCUGAAGAACCACUUUCGUUUCGCACGGCGAACCCUGAAGCAGACCGAUUUGGAAUCUUCCCAGAAUGUGCUUAUUGUGGAUGGAAUAUUUUUAUUGGUAUCUUCCUACUUUUCGCCACUAUUUUCAUGAAGCCUGGUGAGAUUCCUUCAGUUGUGACUCAAUGUUUUGGAGUUCUCUUCAUUUUCGUUGGUCUACUCGCAUUUGUGCUCAUUUUCAAGUCGGUCCGUUCGAUAUUCAUCGUUUUGACCGCUUUCUCAGCAAUAACAAUCAUCCUGACUACGCUCACAAUUAUAGGAUUCGUUUAUACAAUUGAUGGAUCUUUUCCGGUGCCUGAACUGAUGCUCAAAAAUGUCUUCUUGGAAAUUGUGUUAGGAGUUCUACUUCUUUUUCACAUCGCCUUCAAUCUGUUCUGCUUCUUUGUCUUUUUGAAACGAUCUUGCAAAAGCCAAGUAACCUUGGAGAAUGAGCAUCAUCAGCGAUCUUUCCGCACAAUGACUCCGGAGAAACAAGAGAGAGGAUCCGCGGAAAUUAUUGUGAUGGAUUACUGA